Molecule: messenger RNA, 470 nt
Organism: Gigantopelta aegis
Lineage: Eukaryota; Metazoa; Mollusca; Gastropoda; Neomphalida; Peltospiridae
Product: long-chain-fatty-acid--CoA ligase 1-like
Exons: 3
Coding region: 75-470 (131 amino acids)
Source: RefSeq, a predicted model, not a curated record
UAUAAUUAUUGUAUGGUUGUUGUAAGCAUAUCAUUAUAUCACUAUGGGUGUGUGUGUUUUGUGUGUAGCCACCGAUGUCUGAGUUCGUGUCGUCGACGGAGUUGUUGCUGCAGACCUACCUGGGCGAAGCGUGGUGGUACACGGUGUCGGGCGUCGUCGCUGGACUGAUGUGUGCGUCGUGGUUCUUUCUCGGGCCAGGUCCGGAGCCGUUCAGGUGCCCGGUGGAUAUUCACAAACAAAGCAUCGAUACUGGGGAUGGAGUUCGGGUUUCUCCUCUGAUGCUGGACCUGAAGGACGGGAAACCAAUCGAGUACCUGUACGAAGAUGCUAAAACACUGCACGAGGUUUUCAUGCGAGGAUUAAGGAUAGCAAGAAAUGGGAAGUGUCUGGGCACAAAGAUUGGAAACGGAUAUCAGUGGCUCACCUACCAACAGGUACAUCAAGUGGACUUUUUUUUCAAUUACUUAUAA